AUGGGCUCAGGAAAGAAUGCCGUGAAACCCGCCGCGCUUACACAAAAGCAGCGCAUAAGGGCUAGUAUCCAUACUGUAUUGACCGUCAGCAAAAACAAUAGUGGCAAGACGGUAGAGGGACGUUUAGCCCGAGAGAUUACUGCUAUUGUUAACGGAGACAGCAAAGCUGUUAGUGACAAGGAGCUGGCACACAAACAGGCUAGGGAGAAUAGGGGAAAAAGCGAGGACUUGCAUAUUUAG
Molecule: messenger RNA, 240 nt
Organism: Suillus fuscotomentosus
Lineage: Eukaryota; Fungi; Basidiomycota; Agaricomycetes; Boletales; Suillaceae
Exons: 2
Coding region: 1-240 (79 amino acids)
Source: RefSeq, a predicted model, not a curated record